AGUUUGCAACUCCGACACUCUGUCAACGCAGCGCGUGACUUCACUCUCCGUAUCCAGAGGCAGAAUCGCGCUUCCCUUCUCUGCCGCCACCACCACCACCACCAGCAGCAAUGGCGUCGAAGCCGGUCACCGCCCCAGUCCCGAUCACUUGGUACCCAACCCUAGCAGUUUUCAUGCUCUCCAUCGGCCUUCUCAUCACCGCUUCCUUCUUCAUCUAUGAAGCCACAUCCUCGAGAAAAACCCGCAGUCUUCCGAAAGAACUGACCACAGGGGCGCUGGCAUCUUUCUUUCUGGGUUUUGGAUCCUUGUUCCUGCUACUUGCAUCUGGCGUUUAUGUUUAGACUAUCUAUGAUAAUAUCUUUUUGAUGUUUAGACUAUAUAUGAUAUUAUCCUUUUUAUGUUUAGACUAUCUAUGAAAUUUACUCCCAGUAGAACUGAUGAAAAUUUUGUUUAAUGUAGAAGAAAUGUUGACGGUUUUCAGCUAAAUUAGAGUAUUUUGGUAAUGAGAUCCAGAACUUCUUCUUAACCUUGAUGAUGAUAGUUUCGAGUGGUUCUUUUUCCCAGACGACCUCCGCGUUGUUGUGGUUUGCAGUUGCAGUUGGAUUAAUUAUCCAGACGGCAAUUACUGGGUUGUGUUCUACAUUUACAUGGCUGUUGCAGUAGGUCGGUAGAUCUUGGUUGAGCUUGAAAGUUAUACUUAGUUUAGUAGUAGCAACUAGCAAGACAAGAUUUAGUGGGCAAUGGAUAUGGCAU
This is a messenger RNA of Linum trigynum, 753 nucleotides long. NCBI's taxonomy places the organism in Eukaryota, Viridiplantae, Streptophyta, Magnoliopsida, Malpighiales, Linaceae. The record is from the annotation of a GenBank genome assembly.